Messenger RNA from Chroicocephalus ridibundus (black-headed gull), 1548 nucleotides. It is a transcript of the gene KAT8, whose product is annotated as lysine acetyltransferase 8. The coding region runs from base 13 to 1446 and encodes 477 amino acids. Gene Ontology annotation, cellular component: chromatin; MSL complex. Lineage: Eukaryota; Metazoa; Chordata; Aves; Charadriiformes; Laridae. Gene Ontology annotation, biological process: negative regulation of DNA-templated transcription; positive regulation of transcription by RNA polymerase II. Gene Ontology annotation, molecular function: transcription coregulator activity; histone H4K16 acetyltransferase activity. The transcript is spliced from 11 exons. The record is from RefSeq and is a predicted model, not a curated record.
GUGCGGGCGGACAUGGCGGAGGCGGCGGCGGCGGCCGUCCCGAGCGGCGGCGGCCCCGGGCCGGGCCCGGAGGCGGCGGCGGCGGCGGCGGGGGGCGGCGGAAGCGGCCCCGAGGGGGGGAGACCCCGUGGGGGAGGCCCCGAAGAGGCGGCGGCGGCGGCGGCAGCCGGGAGGGGCCCUGCGGCCUCCUCGGGUUCGCCGCCGGCGCCGCGGGAGGCGGAGGUGACGGUGGAGAUCGGGGAGACGUAUCUGUGCCGGCGGGCGGACGGGACCUGGCACUCGGCGGAGGUGAUCCAGUCGCGCCUGAACGAGCAGGAGGGCCGCGAGGAGUAUUACGUCCACUACGUGGGCUUUAACCGGCGGCUGGACGAGUGGGUGGACAAGAACCGGCUGGCGCUGAGCAAGACGCUGAAGGAGGCGGUGCAGAAAAGCGCCGAGCAGUUCCUGGGGGAGCUGGGGGGGGAACAGCCCGAGCGCAAGAUCACCCGCAACCAGAAACGCAAGCACGACGAGAUCAACCACGUCCAGAAGACCUACGCCGAGAUGGACCCCACCACGGCGGCGCUGGAGAAGGAGCACGAGGCGAUCACGAAGGUGAAGUACGUGGACAAGAUCCACAUCGGGCACUUCGAGAUCGACGCCUGGUACUUCUCCCCCUUCCCCGAGGACUACGGGAAACAGCCCAAGCUCUGGAUCUGCGAGUACUGCCUCAAGUACAUGAAGUACGAGCGCACCUACCGCCUCCACCUGGGCCAGUGCCAAUGGCGGCAGCCGCCGGGGCGGGAGAUCUACCGCAAGAGCAACAUCUCCGUCUACGAGGUGGACGGCAAAGACCACAAGAUCUAUUGCCAGAACCUGUGUCUGCUGGCCAAGCUCUUCCUGGACCACAAAACCCUCUACUUCGACGUGGAACCUUUCGUCUUCUACCUCCUGACGGAGGUGGACCGUCAGGGCGCCCACAUCGUCGGCUACUUCUCCAAGGAGAAGGAGUCGCCCGACGGCAACAACGUGGCCUGUAUCCUGACGCUGCCCCCCUACCAGCGGCGGGGCUACGGCAAGUUCCUCAUCGCCUUCAGCUACGAGCUGUCCAAGCUGGAGAGCACGGUGGGCUCCCCCGAGAAGCCGCUGUCGGACCUGGGCAAGCUCAGCUACCGCAGCUACUGGUCCUGGGUGCUGCUGGAGAUCCUGAGGGACUUCCGGGGGACCCUCUCCAUCAAGGACCUCAGCCAGAUGACCAGCAUCACCCAGACCGACAUCAUCAGCACCCUCCAGUCCCUCAACAUGGUCAAGUACUGGAAGGGGCAGCACGUCAUCUGCGUCACCCCCAAACUGGUGGAGGAGCACCUCAAGAGCGCCCAGUACAAGAAGCCGCCCAUCACCGUGGACUCCAUCUGCCUGCGCUGGGCCCCCCCCAAGCACAAGCAAGCCAAGGUGGCCAAGAAAUGAGGGCGGCGGCGGCGCUGCGGCGAGUUGUGGCCGGCCUCAGCCUUCACCACCCCCCCCCCCCCAAAUUCCCCCCCCCCAGGACUUUGUGUGGGGGGGGGGGGG